This is a messenger RNA of Apaloderma vittatum (bar-tailed trogon), 451 nucleotides long. Its product is annotated as ankyrin repeat and SOCS box protein 15-like. The record is from RefSeq and is a predicted model, not a curated record. Gene Ontology annotation, molecular function: protein binding. Gene Ontology annotation, cellular component: cytoplasm. The annotation marks the transcript as partial. NCBI's taxonomy places the organism in Eukaryota, Metazoa, Chordata, Aves, Trogoniformes, Trogonidae. The transcript has 5 exons.
AUGGAUGAAAGAGAAGAUUUGGUUGAAGAUUUACUCACCGAGUAUGCCAUACAGCUUAGCAUUCAAGAAGCAAAGGGGGCCAAACCAACAGCCUUAUGCUUAAAGCAUUUUGUACCACCUAGUGAGGAAAAUAGGAAAAUCGUAACAUCCAUAAAGCAAGGUCAAGUAUUUGAGCUCCAAGAACUUGUGAAACAGAAAUAUGCUUUGGAUGAAGCUGACGAAAGAGGGUGGUUUCCACUGCAUGAAGCUGUGGCUCAGCCAAUUCAGCAAAUACUUGAAGUCAUUUUAGAUGCAUCUUACAAAACAAUGUGGGAAUACAAAACGUGUGAUGGAGAAACACCGUUGACUUUGGCAGCAAAAGCUGGCUUUGUGGAAAAUGUGCGAACGUUACUGGAAAAGGGUGUUUGGCCCAAUACCAUGAAUGACAAAGGAGAAACUCCACUUCUUAUUG